Pseudophryne corroboree (corroboree frog) is the source of this 995-nucleotide messenger RNA. RefSeq lists its product as uncharacterized. Bases 257 to 904 code for a protein of 215 amino acids. The record is from RefSeq and is a predicted model, not a curated record. NCBI's taxonomy places the organism in Eukaryota, Metazoa, Chordata, Amphibia, Anura, Myobatrachidae. The transcript is spliced from 2 exons.
AUCCAAAGAAGUCUUAAGCAGCAGAAGGCGCACUUCUGGAACACACCACAAAAAACAUCUGCCAGCAAAGAAAGCAAGGUCUGAUGUCCAGGGCCAACCACAGCAGGCUACCCCGCCACGAAGAUUAUCUACUGUUUGUUCGGUGCCCCCACUCCAAAUUUUGGACACACCUCCAAGACGCCAACCACACUCCCCUCAUCUUGAUUCUUCUAGUCCUGGUACCAGCAUCCCUCCACAACAACAGCAACACAGUGACAUGGAUGACACAAUCAUGUUAGAAAUGCAUCCAGUAAUCAAAGGAAUCAGCCACCCAGCACCUGUGAGUACUCCACCACAGCAAAGCACACCACCACCCCAACACAGCCCAACAACACCAGUAACACAAGGCCCUGAUGAAGUGUUCUGGACCAUUUGGGCUAGACAGCAGGCCACUAAUGAAGAUUGCCUGCGUAGGCAGACCCAAAUGUUUGCAAGCCUACCAUCUCGCCUCAGACGAAUCAGCAGAAAUCUGAGUAGACAAAAUGAAACAAACACAAGAAUUGCAAAUACCAUGGAAAUCAUGCGUGCAGACAUUACACAUGUCAUGGGCAACUUACAGCGCAUAAUGGAAGAACAGCACAGACAACAGCAAAGCUAUAUAAACAUUUUAGAAAGCAAUCAAAUGAUCAAUGAAUCCAUGUCCAUAAUUGUAGACAAUCAAAAUGUUGCAACACGUGAACUCAAUGCCACCCUCACUAACCUCAAUGAAACACUCAGAUCCCUGCAGCAACAGCAAGCAAGCAGCAGUUCUGGUACGACUACUCCAAAUGUAACGCCAGUGUCAUCACCACCAAGGCGCUCCACCGGAGCACGCCAACACGACAGUGGUACAGGCAAAGGCCAGGACAAGCAACCACCCAAAUAAACAUUUUUAAAAAAAACGCACCCAUUUCUUUAAAGAGAAGAGAAACAAAACACUUACCAAGUGUAUGAUUAACAGAAUAUAUAUAACACUU